This is a messenger RNA of Volvox carteri f. nagariensis, 2069 nucleotides long. RefSeq lists its product as uncharacterized. NCBI's taxonomy places the organism in Eukaryota, Viridiplantae, Chlorophyta, Chlorophyceae, Chlamydomonadales, Volvocaceae. The transcript is spliced from 8 exons. The record is from RefSeq and is a predicted model, not a curated record. Bases 1 to 930 code for a protein of 309 amino acids. Gene Ontology annotation, biological process: ribosome disassembly; translational initiation. Gene Ontology annotation, molecular function: ribosome binding; translation initiation factor activity.
AUGCAGGUCUUAUCCCGGGGCGGCAGGGCCGCUGCACCUGCCGGCGCCAGCCGACCUGUUUGCCCACAUACCACUCCAACGAGCACCUUUAAGAAAGAUGUGUUGCUCUUCCUCCAAGACGUGAGGCGCCAGCAUGUCGUGGCGGCUGCUUCGCGCCGUAAGGGCUAUCAGGAUCAGGACGCUAAGGACUCUCUAGACGUGGAUUCCAUGGACGAGGCUGACGGCAAGCUGACCAAGUACGUGGACCUCCUCAGCAAGAAAGGCGGCGCAGCGGCGGCAGGAGGGGCCGGCCGCAGCAGCAGCAACAACAACAACAACAACAGCAACAACGGCGGUAGCAACAGCAGCCAGCAGGGUGUGGCGGCCAAGACCAAGGCCAGCACCCAGCAAGCCCCGCCCCCCCCCGCCCGCAGCACACCCUCCUUCAGCGGCUUUCAAGACGACUUCGGGGCUCGGGAGGUGUUUGUGUUGGGGGCGGGGCCCGAACGAACCCCCCUAGGGGUGAUGCCCACCAGCCGGGCUCAGGCCCUAGCCGACGAAGCUAAGGAGGACCUCCUGCUCAUCAACCCGGACGCCUCCCCGCCACUCGUGCGUAUUAUUGGGUGGUCCAAGUACAAGUACGAGCUGGAAAAGAACGCCAAGGAGAAAAAGGCCAAGAGCUCCGCUACGGAGACCAAGGAGGUGCGGCUGAGGCCCUCCACGGACUCGGGGGACCUUGCCGUCAAGAUGAAAAACUGCAUGAAGUUCCUGUCCAAGGGCGACCGUGUUAAGCUGGUGAUGAAGUUCGAGGGUCGUGAGCUUCAGUUCAAGGAGCAGGGCAAGGAAGUUCUGCUGAACUUCAUCUCCGAGCUGGCGUCCGUGGCCAAGGUGGAGGGUCCCCUCAACUUCAAGACCGGUACCUACACCAUUAUGCUGUCUCCCAACAAGUAAACUGUCUAUGUGUGGAUGUUCUUAAGUGUUUGCUUAUUUUUCUUGACGUAGCAGCAGCAGCAGCCGCUUGCACAACGCGCCAAGAAGGAGCGGUUUAGGCCAAAAGGCCUAAUAGGCUAGGUGAAUGUAGAUAACGGUCUGUGCGCAUGGGUGGCUUGCUUUGGCGGCUGAGGGAUGGGGGAAAGGAGGAGAAAAGAGAGGCGCUGGGGUGUCUGGCGCUGGAGGUGUUGAUCCUACUAGUGUAAGUAAUGGUGGUAACAGCAGCUAUGUUUCGGAGUGUCGUGUGGCCGACUGAUCGGCUAACUGAUGUCCCAAGCGACGAAUUUCUGGUGUGAUGGGUCGGUAAUCGGAGGGGGAGGAAGAGCAGGCGCAGAGUUGAGCCGGCAACAGAGAUAUUCCAGGAGUGUGUGUGUGUGUGUGUGUGUGUCGGCAUAUGAAGAUGGUUGAUUAGGUGCGUUGAGAAGGGUAGCUGGUAUAUGGGGAUCGCUGCGAGAAUGUUGUUAUCUCGAGGGGAGAGUACAACUGCAGAAAGUUUGGGUAGGGUAAUGAGAAGAUGUGUCAGUGUGUGAGAGACAUGCCGCCGCAUAAGGAAAUAGCGAGGUUGCUUCACCGCUUGCUUGCUUUGGCCGCACUCGUCUGCAUUAUCAGAAAGAGGGGUGUAAUAGUGUUAGAUGCGAAAUGGGGGUCGGUCACGGGAAUGCGGACAGCAGGGUGGUUACCACUGGAAGACGUGGAUUGUCGAUUACCCAGGAAUACCUAAGAAUGUGGAAAUCCACCCUUAUUGCAUCCCUCUGGCUGAGAACUUGGUUUGCGGUUGUCCACGCCGUUUACUUGGAUGCAUAUAUGUUUUGGAUUAGGGACCGCGUGUAUGGGGAGCGGGGAAUGCGAAAUGCAGCUGAGAGAUGGAUGUGGGGCAGAUGUUUGGUGGCUUAGCUCAAGAGUAUGUGUGGUGUAUCUGAGAGACGAUAGUAUUGUUAUCCUGAUCCGGUGCUUAUGCUAUAAAGAAUACAGGUGGUGCUCUGUUUUUUCCCUGACACGGUGUUAUAUUCCAAUGUUGCAGAAUGGGUGGUUCAGGGAGUGCAAUAUCGACGGGUCAUAUAACGAUGCGUCAUGUAUAUCACGGCGCACUGCAGCCUGGG